Molecule: messenger RNA, 5750 nt
Organism: Danio aesculapii
Lineage: Eukaryota; Metazoa; Chordata; Actinopteri; Cypriniformes; Danionidae
Gene: arid4a
Product: AT rich interactive domain 4A (RBP1-like)
Exons: 25
Coding region: 729-4733 (1334 amino acids)
Biological process (GO): regulation of transcription by RNA polymerase II
Cellular component (GO): nucleus
Molecular function (GO): transcription cis-regulatory region binding
Source: RefSeq, a predicted model, not a curated record
UUGCCUUCAAUUGACCUUUUCUACACGACCGCGUUUAAAAUUAUUUAUUGGUAAAACAAUCGCAAUGUAAACCACAUAAAGAACACACCGAAGCUCGAACGAUGCAGGACUGCUCGGUCUGACUAGAAAAGCAGACAGAAAACAAUAGCGGGGCUCACCGCGAAAUCUCACGGGCUCCGAGUCCAGAAUGCGAAAAUAAUUACGCUGGGUACAAAAUGGCGAAUGUUCUCUUCUUCUCGACAUGCGCAGAACUGAGCAGAGGCUUUCCCUCGGAAAUCAAGCUUCGUUCCCAUACAUCCGUCAGCCAAUGGGCUUCGCAGAUGGGACGCUUCAGGGGGGAAUCGGCCAAUUAAAAACGUGGACAAUGCAGAACAGGAAAUAUGCAGCCAAUGGAAAGCCAGGAUGGAUUUGUUGUAUUCCCAAAUACUGAGAAUCAAAGAACACCAAUGAGAACGCGCAAUUCGCAGCGCCGCUUUUGUACUCAGCAAUCAGCUAGCGCGCUUUAGUCUGGCCAAUAGAAUGCAGUUUAUUAGACAGCCAAUCGCAAUGCUCGGAAUUUGCCCACAGCGGCUCCGGCAGCCAAUAGGGAUCCGAGAAACACAACCUCAGCUCAACAGCUUGUUAUUUCGUCUAUGCCUUUGCAACCUAGUCGAAUGCUGAGCUGAAGCAGUCAUAUAGGAGCAUCAGUCAAAACCAAUCGAGCUGGACUCCCUCAAAUAGCCAUCAAGAUGAAGGUAGCAGACGAACCUGCCUACCUGACUGUGGGGACGGAUGUAAGCGCAAAGUACCGUGGUGCCUUUUGUGAGGCAAAAAUUAAGACUGUUAAACGUAUGGUGAAAGUUAAGGUUGUGCUCAAAGGAGACAGCACCUCACAAGUUGUCCAAGAUGACCAAGUCAAAGGACCCCUAAGGGUUGGCUCAACAGUAGAAGUAAAGAGCCCAGAGGGUGGGCUUAGCGAAGCUGUCAUUAGCAAACUCACAGAUGCCAGCUGGUACACUGUAGUUUUUGAUGAUGGAGAUGAGAAAACCCUUAGAAGAACUUCACUUUGUCUUAAAGGCGAAAGACAUUUUGCGGAGAGUGAGACUUUGGACCAGCUGCCCUUGACUAACCCAGAGCACUUUGGUACACCAGUCAUUGGAAAGAAGACGAAUCGAGGUAGAAGGUCCUCCCAGGCAGUCGCAGAAGAUGAGAAGGAGUCCUCAUCAAGUGAAGAUGACGAUGAUGAUAAGAGAAGGCUUAAUGAUGAUCUUUUGGGGAAAGUGGCCUGUGUUCAGAGUGGACCCGAUGAUUCAUGGCACUGCGUCCUGGUGAUAUCUCCAAGCUGCAAUGAUGACAUAACUGUCAAAAAGGACCAAUGUUUAGUGAGAUCAUUUGCUGAUUCCAAAUUUCACACCAUUGCACGCAAAGAUGUUAAGGAGGUAAACAUUGAUACCUUUUCCAAACCGGAGUAUUCACUAAGGAAAGGGUGUGAAGCAGCAAAGCUCUUUCUACAGGGCAGACAAAUUCCUGACAGUUGGAAAGUGGACUUGAGCGAGAUCCUCGAAUCUUCCAGCAGUGAUGAAGAUGAUGAUGAGGAUGGUGAAGGCAAAGAGGGUAAAGAAGAAGAGAAGGAGCCAGAACCAGAGGAACCUGAUGAUGAGCCAGAUCCAGAGGAAAGGGACCACUUUCUACAGCAGCUUUACAAGUUCAUGGAGGACAGAGGGACACCAAUUAACAAACCUCCAGUACUUGGCUACAAGGAUCUCAACCUCUUCAAGCUCUUCCGAUUGGUACAUAUUCACGGAGGCUGUGACAAUAUUGAGAGCGGUUCUAUUUGGAAACAGAUCUACAUGGAUCUCGGCAUUCCUGUGCUGAACUCUGCUGCCUCGUACAAUGUGAAAACUGCCUACAGAAAAUACCUGUAUGGAUUUGAGGAGUAUUGCCGCUCAGCUCAGAUCCAGUUCAGGACUGUGCAUCACAAUGAGCCACGGCCAGAAGUCCAGCCGGAAGUGCAGAGCAUUAAGACUGUGAAAAAAGAGAGCGAAAACACAGAUGAGAUGAUGCAGCAGGUUACAGCGGAGCCUGGAACCAGCGAGGACAAACCUGCGGCAGACGCUGAUGAGUCAGAUGCUGAGAGCGAAAAAGGACUCAAAGAUGUCUGCUCGCCCAGGGGUCGGCGGCGGUGUAUCACAACUCCUGUGAGAGUAGAGAUGGAACCCUUAAAGCAAGAAAAAUUAAAGGAGGAGAAGAAAAAGGAAGAAACACAAAGUGUAGGAGAAAACAGCGGAGAGGAACCAAAGGAGAAAUCUGAUGGAGAAAUCCCUGGGAAACGUCGAAGCCGCCGUCAUGAAGAGUCUGAUAAGGAUUCUGAUGAGGAUGAUGAUGACAAUGAUGAAGUUCAGGACGAUGAUGAAGAUGAUGAUGAUGAGGAGGAGGAGGAGGAUGACGACGACGACGAUGAUGAUGAGGAGGAUUAUUUUGAAAGAUCCAGACUCGGGGAGCGAGACGAGAGAGAGGAGGGAGAUGACUGUGAAGACUCUGAGCACUCUCUGGCUGGGACUAAAGUCAGGGUCAAAUACGGCAAGGGGAAGACGCAGAAGAUCUAUGAAGCUAACAUUAAGAACACUGAGUCCGAUGAUGGAGAGGUUCUUUACCUGGUGCAUUACUAUGGCUGGAAUGUGAGAUAUGACGAAUGGGUCAAGGCAGAUCGAAUAAUAUGGCCUGUCGAUAAAGGUGGAACAAAGAAAAAACAAAAGAAAAAAGUGAAGAAUAAAGAAGAUGGAGAAAAGGAAAAAGAGGAGGACAAGACCAAAGUUGUUGUGCGAAGAGGUCGUCCUCCACUUAAAUCCACCCCUCCUGGCACCUCUCGUAAGACCCCCAGCAGCGAGGGUCGGUCCAGCAGCAAGAACUCACGGCCUGCAGAUGCCUCUGCCCUGCCAAAUGGAGAAGGCACUCCUCGCCGGCGAACAAGGAGAACUUCCGGGAUGUAUGAUUCUGAUAGAGGAUCAAAUGAUUCUGGAAACUCUUCAGACGAUAGCGAGGGUGAGGAAUCUCCUGAGAAGAAGCAGGAGUGGACUGAGAGAACUGAUCCACCACCAAUAGCAAAACAAGAGGCAGCUGAGGAUCUCCCAGAGGAGAGCACAACACCAGAACCUGCACCGACUGAGCCUGAACUUCCUAGCAGUCCUCAGGAGAUGCCCAACUUCAAGGAGAGCGAAAGUAAACCUGAAGAAGACUCAUCCCUGCCCCCUGCUGAGUCUGAUGUCGGAUCUCCAAAACUGAAAGCGAAGAAGCCUCGUUUGAAAGAACCAGGAUCAGAGACUCCUACACAAACACCUGCCACUGCUAAUCAUCACACAGAGACAGAGGAACCUUCCACUCCACCACGACCUGUGAAGAAAUCACAGGAAACGCCACACAGCAGUCCUGUAGAGAGAAUAAAGCUGGUAGAGACGGCUGGCUCAGACACGGACUCUGCAACAGAGGACAUCGACCCUCCAGAGCGAACCAGUGCAGCGAAACGCAAAAUCAAUGAACAGCGAACGCCGGAAAAGAAAAUUCGCUUGGACAGGAAAGAAGAACCUAAAACACCUUCUCCUGUUAAAACAUCACCACUAGAAAAGAAACCUGAGCCAGAGAAGAGGACUGAGAUUGUGCCGAAACCAGAGGAAUUAACCAAUCCAACACUGUCAUCUCCCAGCAAAGAUGUGGACAUUAAGUCUGAGAUGCCUUCUCUUACCAGAGAGGUGCACCUCAGGUUAGAAGCUCCUUGUCCAGACCUGGAGGAUCCAACAACAGUGGCAAAUGAGGAAAUGAUGCCUCAAAUUGGCCCUGAAGCUCUGGUCUGCCAUGAAGUAGACCUAGAUGAUCCAGAGGAGAAGGACAAACCCUCUUGUGAAGAGUUACCGAUAAUGAAGGAAGAGAAAGUUCUGCCUCAGCCACUGGAAUCUUCUGACCAUCUUCAUGUCCUGGCGGCAGUGGGACCACCGCGUCUGUUUUCACCAUCCUCUGCCCCCAGCCCAGACGAAUCUCACAGCACUAAGAGCGAGAGCGACGCUACCAUUGAAGUGGACAGUGUGGCAGAAUCACAAGAGGGUCUCGGAGAGAAUGAGUCGACUCAUAGCUUUGAUGCUAGUGCUAGUUCGAGUAAUUCCAGCAUCUCACUCCAGGAUCGAGAUGGAAAGGACAGAGGUCAGAAGAGGUUAUUGGAUUGCACUACAGUCUCCUCAGCCAAGAAGCAAAAACGGAGCCAGAAACGUUCAAGCGUUGGUUGUAAAACAGAGAAGAAUGGAGCAGGUCACAGUAGUGACAGUGAAGACCAGUCUGUGAUGGACGGCUCUAAUAAACUAACCCCAGUCAAGCACUCCAUCCUCCCCAAGAACCAGAAGCUUUCUCGGUCACCUGGUCUGGGUUCUCCCAGCAAUAAAUAUAUAGAGAAAGACAAGCACAAAGAGAAGCAGUCCGUCCCGUCCCCCCGCACAUAUAAGUGGUCCUGCCAACUGACUGAGCUGGACAACAUGUCAAGUGCUGAGCGCAUUUCUUUCUUGCAAGACAAGCUACAGGAAAUCAGGAAAUACUACAUGUCACUCAAGUCUGAAGUGGCUUCCAUCGACAGGAGGCGGAAAAGGUUAAAAAAGAAGGAAAGAGAAGUGUCCCACACCACAGCGUCCACCUCAUCGGGCUCCUCGGACACGGGCAUGAGUCCAUCUUCAGCUUCGCCCACGCAGAACACUGUGGCCGUGGAGUGCAGGUGAUGUCAGGCGGCAUCCGCUCCACCUCCGCCUUCCCAGAGUCCCGCUGACAGCAGCACUCGACUGCCCGGCCUCCACCUUCUGCACUUUCAGACCUGAUCCUGCCUCCACCAAACGGGAAAACGGACUCCACGCGAGGCUUGAAUGUAAAUCGAUGAUAUCAAAGCUUACGAUUGAUCCAUCCAGAGCAACACGACGGCACUUUUCACUUCACAAACGCUGAACAGACCAGGCAACCUCCUCUUACUGCUUCAGACCGGAGUUUGGAUGCAGUAGUCAAUCCUCCAGUCACAUCCCUAGGUAAUGGUCACCUUAACCAGCUGGACAUGGUUAUUCAAUGAAAGGUCAAUUGUAGUGCGCUUGUUCCAUCAGAACUGCCAAAGUAAAACGUGUUACAGCAGAGUGCCCUAUUUUGGAAAAGUAGGACAAAUCAGUUGCAAAAGGGAAUGUAGUUUACUGAAAACUGCAGCCGGCGUCUUCCACUUCUAUCUUAGUAUGCGAGCACAGAGAAUUAUGCAAAUCCUAUUUUUGUCGUCUCUCGUUUUUAAUAAAAAGAAAAAAACGUAAUAAAUAAACCGGAAAUGUUUACAGUGGAACUCGAGAUGAAACUGUUUUCAGUGGACUAAUUUCCUUUGCAAGUGCAUUUAGUCUUUUUAUAUGUAAUCGCAGAGUUUUUAUUUUUAGUAUGGAAAAUUUCGAAAUAUUCUAUCGCAGCCGUGAAGUUAUUUAAUGAAAGAUUUCUAGCGCUGAAAUUUUUUUGUGUAAAAUAAAAGGUAUUAUCUUGCAACUUGUUAAAUAUAUUUAUUCAGUCGGCGGGCGGCAUUUUUUUGUAUUUUUUACAAGAUGAGAAUCGCAGUUGUCCCGCGUUCGGUUCGCUUUGUGGGGUCGUCUUGAAACUCUCUGAAUGUGACGUCACAAUUUGGGUAACUACUGUGCAGUAAACCGAAUCCUCCCCAUUUUCCUUUUUGUUUGUUUGGGCCCAAAGCUACUUUGAGGGAACACCAGAAAUUGGUGACAUGC